AUGUCAGAUUCCAUUAAAGAUGAGAUAGACGACGUCGUCGUCAUCGAGAAGGAAGAAGUCGAGAACGCUUCAAUUGACUCCAUAGAGGUCGAGAAGCCAGUCGAGAAGCCUACUGAGAAGUUAGUCGAAAAACCGGUCGAAAAACUAACCGAUAAGGCUGCUACGAAUAAUGGUUCUUCGCUGCUAAGGUUGGAAGCCGUCGUCAUGCCUCUUCUAUUCACUGCUAUGUCCUUUUUCGUUAGAAUGUACAAGAUCGGCGCCGCCAACAGAGUCAUGUGGGAUGAGGCUCAUUUCGGUAAGUUCGGUUCUUACUACUUGAGACACGAGUUCUAUCACGAUGUGCAUCCUCCGCUGGGUAAGAUGCUUGUUGGUUUGUCCGGAUACAUCGCAGGCUACAAUGGUUCUUGGGACUUCCCAUCUGGACAAGAGUAUCCAGACUAUGUCGACUACGUUAAGAUGAGAAUGUUCAAUGCCACUUUCUCUGCCCUGUGUGUUCCUGUCGCCUAUUUCACCGCAAAGGCAAUUGGUUUCUCUUUGCACAACGUAUGGUUAUUCACCAUCAUGGUUUUGUUCGAGAAUUCCUACGCAACCUUAGGUAGAUUCAUCCUAUUGGACUCAAUGCUAUUGUUCUUCACAGUCGCUUCGUUUGGCGCUUUCGUAAUGUUCUACAACCAAAGAAACAACCCAUUCGGCAGAAAAUGGUGGAAGUGGAUGCUUAUCACUGGUUUGAAUUUGGGAUGUGUCAUCUCCGUUAAGAUGGUUGGUCUGUUCAUGAUCUCCGUCGUUGGUAUUUACACCGUUGCAGAGUUAUGGAACUUUUUAGCAGACAAAAAAAUGUCUUGGAAAACUUACUUAGGUCAUUGGUUAGCAAGAAUACUAUGUUUGAUUAUUGUGCCAUUAGCUGUCUUCAUGUUCUGUUUCAAAAUUCAUUUCGAUCUAUUGACAAACUCAGGUUCAGCUGACGCAAUGAUGCCUUCUCUAUUCCAAGCUGGUCUAAAUGGUUCAAAAAUCUCCGUCGGUCCACGUGAUGUCGCAAUUGGCAGCUCAAUUGUCACUUUAAAAGCUCAAACUUUAGGUGGUGCCAUUUUACAUUCUCAUCAAAAUCUUUACCCAUCUGGUUCCGGUCAACAACAAGUUACUGGCUAUGGUUAUGGUGAUGAAAAUAAUGACUGGAUCUUCCAAAAGGCAAGAGAAGAGCAACCAUGGCUAGAUGGUCAAGACACCGAAUUUGUCAAGGAUGGUCAAACUGUUAGAUUGGUACAUAAAUUAACUGGAAGAAACUUACACUCUCACGCUAUUCCAGCUCCUGUUACAAAUAUAUAUAAAGAAGUCGCAUGUUAUGGUACUUUGGAACAAGGUGACGUCUUUGACGAUUGGAUUGUUGAAAUUGUUUCCCAAAUGGGUAGCGAAGACAAAACUUUAUUACAUCCAUUAACAAGUACCUUCCGUCUAAAACACGCUCAACUAGGUUGUUACUUAGGUCAAACUGGUCAAUUCUUACCAGAAUGGGGCUUUAAACAAAUUGAAAUCGCAUGUAUGUCAAAUGUUAAACUAUCGGAUAAGAGAAUCAUUUGGAACAUUGAAUCGCAUAUCAACGAAGGAUUACCUCCAGUUUCAGAAGACUUUAAAUAUCCACAAGAUAGUUUCUUAAGGAACUUCAUUUACCUAAACUUAGCUAUGAUGUCAACAAAUAAUGCUUUAGUCCCAGAUUCAGAAAAACUAGAUCGUAUUUCUUCUUCAUGGUGGGAAUGGCCAAUUUUAUACAGAGGUUUAAGAUUAGGUGGUUGGGCCGAUGAUAAUGUUAAAUACUACCUAUUGGCAACUCCACUAACCACUUGGUUAUCAACUGCUGCUGUUCUAAUCUUUAUGGCUUUAGUUAUUGUUUUGGCCAUUAAAUGGCAAAGACAAUUGGACAACUUCCAAGACAACGCAUCUGUCAGCUUAUUCACAAUUGCUGGUAUAUAUCCAAUGUUGGGUUGGGGUCUACAUUAUACUCCAUUCAUUAUCAUGGGUAGAGUCACAUACUUACAUCAUUAUUUACCAGCUCUUUACUUUGCUUUAAUAGUUUUAACUUACUUCGUUGAAACUAUUACUUCUAAGUGCAAGAAUAGCUUGUUAAGAUAUUCCAUUUCAUAUGGUUUAUCCAUUGCCACUAUCGCCUGUUUCGCUUACUUCUCUCCAGUUUCCUUUGGUAUGGAAGGUCCAUCUACAGACUACCAAUAUUUGAAUCAAUUACCAACUUGGAACAUUCAUGAAGAUUUCUAA
Molecule: messenger RNA, 2265 nt
Organism: Tetrapisispora phaffii CBS 4417
Lineage: Eukaryota; Fungi; Ascomycota; Saccharomycetes; Saccharomycetales; Saccharomycetaceae
Exons: 1
Coding region: 1-2265 (754 amino acids)
Biological process (GO): protein O-linked glycosylation via mannose
Cellular component (GO): membrane; endoplasmic reticulum
Molecular function (GO): dolichyl-phosphate-mannose-protein mannosyltransferase activity
Source: RefSeq, a predicted model, not a curated record